Messenger RNA from Fusarium keratoplasticum, 1494 nucleotides. Its product is annotated as MFS domain-containing protein. The record is from RefSeq and is a predicted model, not a curated record. Gene Ontology annotation, biological process: transmembrane transport. Bases 1 to 1494 code for a protein of 497 amino acids. Gene Ontology annotation, cellular component: membrane. Gene Ontology annotation, molecular function: transmembrane transporter activity. Lineage: Eukaryota; Fungi; Ascomycota; Sordariomycetes; Hypocreales; Nectriaceae. The transcript has 4 exons.
AUGAAGAGCAAGCCUGCUGAAACCUGCUCUGAUAAAGAGCCUGUCGGCACGCUUGGCGAGCCUUCUGUUGACGCUAUCGAGGAUGCUGGGGUUCCUGGGUCCUCCAGCCUCAUCCUCGAUGAGGCGACCAACAAGCGCAUCCUCCGCAAGAUAGACUACAAGUUGAUGCCCGUCCUUUGUAUCACCUAUGCACUUCAGUAUUAUGAUAAAGCCGUCAUCUCCCAGGCAGCUAUCUUUGGCUUUCGACGGGAUCUUGACCUUGAAACCGGCCUACGCUUCUCCUGGGCCACCCUUAUCUUCUACUUUGGCCAUAUGGUUGGCAUGUACCCGUGCUCCCUUCUCGCUCAGCGGUUUCGGCCCCGGCCUAUCUGUACGUCCCUUACUAUCAUAUGGGCGCUUAUUAUCCUCACGACGCCUGCAUGUAAGUCAUAUUCCGGUAUUCUCAUUAACCGCUUCUUCCUCGGCCUUGUCGAAAGCGGCGUGAGCCCUAUCUUUAUGAUAGUCAUUGGCCUGUGGUAUACCAAGCAAGAGCAUAGCGUGCGUAGCGGCUGGUGGUAUUCCUGUAGCGGUGGAAGCCUACUGAUUAGCCCGCUUAUUAACUUUGGCCUCGCCCAUAUCGAGUCUGGCCCCCUGGCCCCCUGGCAGUAUAUGUUCCUCGUCGCUGGCCUUAUUACCCUCGUGUGGGGCAUCGCCCUGAUUUGGAUCUUCCCAGAUACGCCAGAGGAGGCUAAGGGCUGGUCCCCCGAGGAUAAGGCGUUACUGCUUGAACGAAUCCGCCGGGAUAAUGGUGGCUCUGAGAACCGCCAGUUUAAGGCCGCCCAAGUAUGGGAGGGCGUGCGUGAAUAUCAGUUCUGGGCCCUAGCGAUGAUGGCGCUACUCGCUAAUACGGGCGCCGCUACUCUAUCAACCUUUGCCUCUAUCGUCUUUGCCGGUAUGGGCUUCAGUUUACACACCUCGCUCCUGCUCAACAUCCCCUUCGGCGUCUUCGCUUUCGGCUGCGUUCUCUCAGCCGCGUGGCUUGGCUCGACCCGCGUCGGAAGACUAUAUACUUGCUGCAUUGCCACCGUGCCUGUAAUGCUAGGCUGCUGCCUCUUGUGGCGUCUCCCGAUGUCGAGCCGGGUAGGCCGCAUCAUCGGCGUGUAUCUCGUCUCCUUCUUUUCGUCGUGCUGGCUGCAGGCUAUCUCUCUAGGCACCUCCAACGUUAUGGGGUACUCCAAGAAGGGCUUCUAUGCGUCUGGCAUCUGGAUCGGUUACUGCAUCGGCAACAUCGCCGGGCCGCUGCUUUUCCAUGCCCGAUACGCGCCGCGCUACGGUGAAAGUUUUAUCGGCAUUCUCAUCUUCUUUGCCACCCUUGCCGGACUCUCGCUCUUCUUGAGAUUCUUUCUUGAGAGGCGGAACAAGCGACGCGACGAGAAGUACGGAAGCCCAGAUUUUCAAGACGGCCUGGAGGAUAUCACGGAUAGAGAGAACAAGUCUUUCCGAUACAAGUUGUAA